Molecule: messenger RNA, 339 nt
Organism: Staurois parvus
Lineage: Eukaryota; Metazoa; Chordata; Amphibia; Anura; Ranidae
Source: the annotation of a GenBank genome assembly
CCAAUGUAUAUAGAAAAAUGGGGAAAAGAUUUGGGGAUAGAGAUAGAUGAGGAUAAACAGAGGAAAAUAUAUAGACAUACACAUGAAAAUAUUAGUAUGAGAGAGGUGGAGGUAAAUUACAAAUGUUUGGUAAGAUGGCACAUCACACCGAGUGUUGAACACAAAAUAGAUGUAGAAAGAACACAAGAGUGUUGGCAAGGGUGUGGGAAGUUUGGUACGUGGUUUCAUAUAUGGUGGGAGUGUCCAAAGAUUCAAAGUUUCUGGGAGACAAUAGUCAACUUAAUAAGGAAAAUUUCAGGGAUAAAGAUAGGACUAGAUCCAGAAGCGUGCCUAUUACAU